Jaminaea rosea is the source of this 1919-nucleotide messenger RNA. RefSeq lists its product as hypothetical. Gene Ontology annotation, biological process: amino acid metabolic process. Lineage: Eukaryota; Fungi; Basidiomycota; Exobasidiomycetes; Microstromatales. The transcript has 5 exons. The record is from RefSeq and is a predicted model, not a curated record. The coding region runs from base 217 to 1809 and encodes 530 amino acids. Gene Ontology annotation, molecular function: pyridoxal phosphate binding; carboxy-lyase activity.
AGUCCGUGCACUGUACUUGGUCAAUUGAAGGCCCCAUCGCAACGCAGCCAGACCGCAAAGACGACGACGGUGACCGUGGCAUCAAAGCGAUAGAGUCGGACUGGAAGUAGAGCGAACAGCCGCGCAUUUGGCAAAGCUCUGGGACGAAGAAAGGGCACCAGAACCGAGAAGCACUUAAGGCAGCUCCCCGUCCAUACCGGAGCUCGUUUCGCCAUCAUGAUGGACAUUGAAGGCUUUCGUCGAGCAGGCUACGCCGCCGUCGACCAGAUCUGCGACUACUACGCCAGCCUGCAAGGCAACGAGCAUCCCGUGGCCGCUCAGGUCGAGCCUGGCUUCCUCUCGAAGCUGAUCCCGUCCGAAGCUCCGCAGCAUGGCGAAGACUGGUCCGUCAUAGAGCAGGACUAUCAGACGAAGAUCAUGCCCGGAAUCACGCAUUGGCAGGCUCCCAAUUUCAUGGCUUAUUAUCCUUGCAAUGCGACUUUCGAAGGGGGCCUGGCCGACUUGCAUGCUGCAAUGAUCAGCAAUCCGGGCUUCAACUGGACCUGCUCCCCAUCAGUCACCGAGUUGGAGAUCAUCACCCUCGAUUGGGUAGCAAAGGUGCUCGGUCUCUCUGACGACUUUCUCUCCACAUCUCCCUCUGGACUAGGAGGCGGAAUCAUCUUGGGCAGUGCGAGCGAAGUGUGCGUCACCAUGGCAAUAGGAGCGAGGGAGAGGGCGCUGCGCGCGCUGGCCGAGGAGCACCCGCCGCCGCAGACAGAUUCGACUAACAGCGCAGCUGCGGGACCCAGCAAUGCGGCGAAGGCAAUCGCCGCCUCCGCCACGGUGCUGGCUAACAGUGCCCUCUCCAAAUGGCGUGGCAAUCUGGCCUCCCGCCUCGUAAUGUACGGCACGACUCAAACCCACAGCAUAGCAGCGAAGGCAGCCAUCAUUCUGGGACUCGACUUCCGUGCCCUCGAAGUGACGAAAGAGGACGGCUUCGCCCUGCGAGGCGCUACGCUGAGGGCCGCACUGCUUGAGGAUCAGAGCGUUGGUAGGGUGCCGUUCAUGCUUGUCGCUAGUCUGGGCACGACCUCUUCGGGAGCUGUUGAUAAUCUCCAGGAGAUCACGGAGGUCGCAAAGGACUUCCCAUCGCUCUGGGUUCACGUGGACGCUGCGUACGCUGGUGUGGCGCUUGCACUGCCUGAGCUGAGGGAGCAGUGCUACAGUGAUGCACUUCGCCACGUCGACUCCUUCUCAACCAAUCUCCACAAAUGGGGCUUGGUCCAAUUCGACUGCUCGCCCCUCUUCCUCCGCGACCGUGGCGUCUUGAGUUCGGCCCUCACCGUCACGCCUGAAUACCUCCGCACACGCCAGGGGGACGCAGGGUCCGUACUGGACAUGCGCAACAUGCAGAUUCCCUUGGGAAGGAGGUUCCGCAGCCUCAAGAUUUGGUUUGUGCUGCGCAGCUACGGCGUGCAAGGAUUUCAGGAGCAUAUCAGGCGGGGGAUCAAGUGCGCGGACGUGUUCGCUGGGUUGAUGGGAGAGGACGAGAGAUUCGAGAUGGUAGCCCCGCCUAACUUUGCGUUGCGCGUCUUCCGUCUGACAAGUGCGGGUGCGGCUGGUGGGGAAGACGUCGACGCCCUCAAUCGUCGCUUCUGGGACAUGCUUCAGACGCGCAACUCGGAGCUUCUCCUCACGCAGACAGUGUUGCCAGACGUGGGCUUCUGUAUCAGACUGGUGCCGGGGUCGACGCUUUGCAGAGAGGAGCACAUGCAUGCAGCAUGGAAGGUCGUGAAGGAGUGCGCUGACAAGACGCUCGGCGUGCAGUAGAUGGACACGAAAGCAGCGUAAUGCUUCAUCCCUGUAUACUAUUCAGAUUCAUGAGAUGCUCGCCAUAAUACAUGCGGCGACUCAAACAUCGUACGCGAGCUUCUCCAUCC